Messenger RNA from Williopsis jadinii, 3069 nucleotides. It is a transcript of the gene HER1, whose product is annotated as Her1p. The transcript has 4 exons. The record is from RefSeq and is a predicted model, not a curated record. NCBI's taxonomy places the organism in Eukaryota, Fungi, Ascomycota, Saccharomycetes, Phaffomycetales, Wickerhamomycetaceae. The annotation marks the transcript as partial.
GCUCAGCAGAAACCAUCGCCACAACAGCUCUCACCUACGAAAUCCGCAACCGUGACGAAGACGCCGCCACUAGCUCCUGUGCCGCCAAAAAGCCAGGAAGCGCCAGGAGCAAACCGCUCGUUGUUAUCAAAGGCGCUAAGGCCUCGCUCAAGUUCCGAAACUCGUGCAAAGAGCUCUACUGUUACGCAUCAAACUCCACCGUCACCUUCAUCCUCGUCGACGCCAACUGUUCAGGCAGCUGCGUUGUCUCGCUCGAGUUCUCUCAAUAGCGGCGAUAAGAAGACGAAGAAAACGACGUCUUUGUUCAGUGUGUUUGGAAGAAAGAACAAAACUGCACCAAGUUCCCCAGUUUCAGCACCUGUGAAUAUCCCACACGCCCAUGGUCAUCAUCAUAACUUGCAACCGCCUCCAAGCAUUGCGUCUUCUUUGGAAUCUUUAAGCCCAAAGAAUGAACAUGAACACCUGUUGGGCCACCCGCUAGUUCCUAUCAAAGAAGGACAACGCGUUGUGCUAAACAAGAACCCGAACAGACAGAUAAUGCCGAUAAAGGAACUGAGCAAAGUACGGCUACGCAGGGUGACUUUUGCCUUGGAUAAACUACCAGAGGAUCCACCACAACAGAUUCCAUCUCGAAGACCAAAGAGAGGUAACGUCUUGGUUGUCGAUGAUCUCGUCGGUGAACCUUUGAAGUUGACUGUGGGUAUCACAAAUGAAUCAAAAUCAGAAUCGAGACAAUACGACGAGAAAGAAAUCAAGUUGGCCAAGGAGCACCAAAAGUUGAUGUUGGAAGAAGCUGAAAAACAUGCACAGGAGGCCCAUAAGGCUGCCCAGAGAAUUGCCAUCGAAGUUCAAUCCUUCAAGAACAAAAAAUCCUUAGGUCAUGAAAAAGAUGAAGAUGAAGCAGAGGAGAAUAUGGCUAACGCGAUCAAGGGAGUGGAGAUUGAUACUGAUAUUCACCUUCAUGAACAAAUCGGUGCUAAGACAGAACCAAAGCCAAUGGAGGAUCACUCAGAAAUUUCUCUAGAACAGGUCUACACACGUUGUUGUCAUUUGCGUGAGAUCUUACCAAUUCCAGCAACUUUGAAACAGUUAAAGGGUAAGACGAGUCCAUUGCAGACUUUGAAGCUCUUGAACCCUAAGCCAACAUUAAUUGACAUAUACUCUUUCUCAGACUUCAUUGCCAUUGUUCCAAUUAAGAAUCUUAUAUUCGAUAACGUUACAAUGACUACUCAAAUGUUAAAGAUUGUUCUGUCUUCAUUGGUUCGCUCCACAACGAUUGAGAAGUUAUCUUUGCGGAACAUGCCAAUAGAUGAAGAAGGUUGGAGAUACCUGUGCAAAUUCCUUGGUAGAAAUAAGUCUAUCACAAAACUUGAUGUUUCACAACAAAAGGUCAAAUCUGAUUUGCCAAGUUCGCAAUAUCGUGUGCAAAUGGAUUGGAAUCUUUUCAUCGACACCAUUGUCUUACGUGGUGGCAUUCAAGAGUUGAUUUUGAAUGGUUGCAAACUUCCGGUACCAACUUUUGAAAGAUUGAUUGAUGAGGCACUACGGAGAUCUACAAAGAGAUUUGGAUGUGCACAGACUGAAGUCAAUUUGGAGCAGAUCAAUAUCUUGAUAAACUGGUUGACUUCGGAGAAUAGUACAUGUGAAGGUCUGGACCUGGGGUAUAAUGACUUGAGCCAACCGGAAAAGUUGAGACCGCUGAUCAAGAAACUUUCCCAUGCUCCCUCAUUACAGGCAAUCUCCUUCAAUUCUACUAAUUUGCUAAAUGUUGAAGAUGCUGCAUUAUUAGUUAGAUCUUUGUCGAAAUUACCAAAUUUGAGAUUCUUAGACUUGAGUGGGCUUCCUCAAAUCUUCCCCGGUGUUGUUCCUUACUUGAGCAAAUACCUCCCACGUUUCCCAAACUUGAAUAGAAUCCACUUUGACCAUAAUGAAUUGAGCACAAAGUCGUUCUCUCUGGUUGGAGAAAUCAUUCCAAAGUGCGAGAAGUUGGUGCACGUAUCUAUUGUUGGCAAUUCCACAAUUUCUUAUGAAGCAUCCGCUUCCUUAUACGCCUCUGUGAAGGCUUCAAAAACUUUGGUGAACCUCGAUCUGGAUUAUGAUUUGAUCGAUGAGAAGAUCAGUUCCCGUAUUGCUAUCACGUUGAUGCGUAACAUGGAGCGUACACUGAAUAACACGCAACAUGAUGAUACCAAUGAUGAUAUCAUAUUUGACGGUACCCUGAUUGCAGAGACAGCAUCGAAGCUUUUGGACAAGAUGAACUCUAACGACGAGGAUGUUAGUAAGAAGUUCUUGCAAAGCAAGUUCCUGGAGAAGGUUAAAGGAACAUAUGAACGUAUUAACGAUACCAUGGAUUCAUUGAUGUACAAACGUGACCAUGGCCAAUUGACUUUGCAAGAGAAGGAAGAUCUGUUACGGUUCUACUUCUUGGAGACAUCGUUAGCUAAGAUCAUUAACAUUUUCGAGAAUCUUCCAGACGACAACGCUCAUCCACAGACGACCCAAACACUUCAAGUUCCAGGAACAAAUUCAAAUGCAGACAUUGAUCCCCAUCAAAUGGCGAUUGAUGUCAAUGAAGGUAAAGCGACCCCAAUUGAUAUGUCUACUGGUCGUCCAAUUUUGCUUCGUUCCGUGUCACAACAAUCAGAAGAAGAAGGUGAGUUCCACCGUUGGGGUUUCUUUAUUCAACAACAACGCCAGUUAUUACCAAACGAUACUGUCCCUUCAAAGGAUCCUGCGUCGCCUCGCUUUGUCCCAAAAGAUGCUGUUAUUAAGGCGAAGGGUAUCGACAGUAUCACGACGUUGAUUGACAAUGUGAACCACGAUAAGUUUGAUAUGGCAAAUAUUUAUCCAUCGAUCCAUGAACAGUCCGCCAACUCUGAUGAUCACCAACCAAAGGAAUUGAACAGAGACCAUGAUAGCAUGGAUAGCGCUGAUGAUAUUCAAGAAUUAUUAAAUGAUCUUUCUCGCGUGAGAUCAAACAAAUAGAUUGAAAAGGAAAAUAGAAUGUACAACUAUACGAUCACGUGUUCAGAUAGUAUCAUAAUAAAUUCAUGUAUUCGUACAUAAAAC